This is a messenger RNA of Penicillium coprophilum, 1050 nucleotides long. Its product is annotated as DUF3431 domain-containing protein. The record is from RefSeq and is a predicted model, not a curated record. Lineage: Eukaryota; Fungi; Ascomycota; Eurotiomycetes; Eurotiales; Aspergillaceae. Bases 1 to 1050 code for a protein of 349 amino acids. The transcript has 5 exons.
AUGCUUAAACGGCAGGAAAUGUACAAUGGGCGUUCGCCGGCCAAGCCGGCCAUGAAUCCGCGCCAAAUCUUGAAUAUAAUCCUUGGUUUUGCAUUCUUGGCCUUUUUGUAUAGAAUAUUUGUGACAUGCGAUGAAAUAACGCAGCUGAGCUCAUACGAAUCCGAAAAGACAGAAACCAACCCAUCAUCACCAUUGCAGGAAGCAGCAUCACAUAAGCCAACAGAGCCAACAGAGCCAACAAAACCGAUUUCACAUAUGGCCUUGCACGAAGCCAGCAAGGACGUCGCUCUCGUCGUCUCAAAAGCACGAUAUGAAGAUGUUACAUGGGUCACCAGUUUCUGCCAAAAAUUUAAAGCUGACCUAGCGACAACUAGUAAAUGCACGCCAUAUAUCUAUACGAUGGACGAUGAGCCUGAAGAAGGCUUUCUUAUUCCCCAUACAAAUGUAGGCCACGAAGCAGGUGCCUACCUCUCCUACAUCGUCGACCACUAUUACGACCUUCAUCCAUUCACAAUCUUCCUCCACGGCCGAGAAGAGCACUGGCACAAUGAUAUAGCUGGUUCAAAGACAUUAGAUGGACUUCCAAAUUUACGCUUCGAAGCCGUGAGUCGAAAGGGUUAUGCGAACCUGCGCUGCUUAUCUAUACCUGGCUGCCCAGAUGGUCUGUACCCGUCGAUCAUUCAACAAUCUGAUAUUGAUAAUCAGAAUUUGGUCGACAACUUCCCAGAAAUAUGGGGUGAGAUCUUUGGGCCGGACACCCCUGUGCCGCUUCAGAUUGGAUUCCGUUGUUGCGCGCAGUUUGCAGUUACCAAAGAAAGAAUCCGAGAAAGAGGAUGGACCGAUUAUAACCGAUUCCUCCAGUGGUUACCCAAAGGGCUCGAGUACUCUGACACCUACGGGGUAGGCUGGCUCAUGGAGAAGUUAUGGCAUAUUAUUUUUGGAAUGCCUGCUAUCGACUGCGCCGAUCCUGUCCAGUGUCGCUGCGACCUCUAUGGGUGGUGUGGCCCGCACCCAGGAACCGAUGGCAAAAUUCUGACACCUAUCACAUAG